AUGCCAUCCGCUUCAGCAUUUCUCAAGUUCUGGCGCACGGAUCGAACGCGCGAUGCUUUCUUGAGGAGUCUGUCCAGCAAAGAUCUGGCUUCGAUGCGUGUGGUCUGCCAUGACUUUGCGGACGCCGCCGCUCCUUUUCUGUUCCAUGACGUUAGCAUAACUUUUCGGUCCACAACAUUCACCAAGCAUUCACGCCUAGCAGCCUUAGAGCGGAUCGGGCACCACAUCAAAACUUUCCAAUUCAACAUACCACAUUCCGCCGAGACCCUUCUGCCACCAAUCAUAGAUUCGACCACAGGUGAAGAGGUCGCGUUCAUCUACGAACCGUACACACAGCUUACUAGGGACCCCAACUCUCGCUUGAGCAUUCCGAGUUAUGGAAGUUGGGAGAUGACUGAUCUGCUCGUCAGACAGUAUCCACCGCUCUUCCAUGCCGCAGCCAACGUACCUUCAUUCAUCAAGGCUUUCUCGAUGAUGCAGGGCAUCAAUCACUUGACAAUAAGGUGCCCUAGCCAGGAAAAAGGCCAGAGAUACCGGCGCAGUAUCGUAGAUUAUGCGCUCAUAUCAGUUCGCAUGGCCGUUGAGCGCAAUAAACUCCUGUCACUGGACACACUCUCAUUGUUGGACGUUCACCCAGCAGUCGCACUUUAUUUGAACCCUCGUGUGGGGUUUGGAGCGACUCCAAAUUCUAGCCGACGCUGGCGGCAGAUACGCAGCUUGAAUAUCCACAUGAACUCUGUGUCAUCUCACGACGCCUCAGCCACUGAUCACUACAAACAUCUACAGUGUUAUUUGGACAUAUUCACGCCAACGUUACGCCAGCUUGACUUCCGUUGGCUUGGCGACAGAUGUCAUUUGCCGAUAACAUUCAAGGCUGGGUCCCUUCUGCAAAAAUCACACGCCCCUGGGCCUCCCAGCUCGGCAAUCCGCUCUCAAGGCGCGAGACCGCUACGAUUUGCACGGCUACGCCAUCUGAGUGUGGAGAACACCAUUGCAGAUGCACGACAGAUCGCUCGCUUCAUCGCUCGACAUCACCGAGCCGUACGACAUACUAGACGACUGAACUUGAAUUUUCAUGAUACAAUACUCAGCAGCGGCACAUGGGACGAAGCCCUCGAGCCUCUCACACGUAUGAGCGGAAGCGAUAGCUGGAAGUCCUCGUCCGAGGAGUCAUCCGACGAUUCCCUUCAAGAGUCAAUCGGGCAAGAAAGUGCAGAAGAGUUCAUGGAUGUGCCAAUCAUGUUUAGCAGCCCUGUUCACGAAAAGGAGGAUCUAUUUCACAAAGUGUGGGAUGAUCAUGUGCGGAGUCGAACGUCCAAACAGCAUAUAAGUGGAAUAGCCGCGAAAACGAAGGAGCUCCUAUUCGGGACUGAAGAGCACAUGAGAAAGCUGUUCAAAUGCAACAUUUCAUAUAUGUAG
Bacidia gigantensis is the source of this 1419-nucleotide messenger RNA. RefSeq lists its product as uncharacterized. Lineage: Eukaryota; Fungi; Ascomycota; Lecanoromycetes; Lecanorales; Ramalinaceae. Bases 1 to 1419 code for a protein of 472 amino acids. The record is from RefSeq and is a predicted model, not a curated record. The transcript has 2 exons.